AUGGCGGCGGUAGCGUCGGGUCGCUGUGUCGGUGUCCGCUGCAGGCUUUGCCUGAUGCUGACGGGCCAGUGGACGGGUCUGUGUGGAAAGGCCCCCAGCAGAUUUUAUUCUGGAAGUGCAACCCUCCCAAAGAUUGAAGGAGCUAAUGUAACAGGGAUCGAAGAAGUGGUCAUUCCAAAAAAGAAAACUUGGGAUAAAGUGGCUGUUCUUCAAGCACUUGCAUCCACAGUGAAUAGGGAUUCCACAGCUGCCCCUUAUGCAUUUCAGGAUGAUCCUUAUCUCAUACCAACGUCCUCCGUGGAAUCUCGUUCAUUUUUAUUGGCAAAGAAAUCUGGAGAGAAUGCAGCAAAGUUUAUUAUUAAUUCAUAUCCCAAAUAUUUUCAGAAGGACACAGCUGAACCUCACAUACCGUGUUUAAUGCCUGAGUACUUUGAACCUCAGAUUGAAGGUAUAAGUGAAGCUGCCUUAAAGGAAAGAAUCAAGCUCAAAAAAGUCAGAGCUUCGGUGGACAUGUUUGAUCAGCUAUUACAAGCAGGAACUGCUGUAUCUCUGGAAACAAGUAAUAGUCUCUUGGAUUUGUUGUGUUAUUAUGGUGACCAAGAGCCUUCAGCUGAUAAUCAUUUUCAUCAAAGUGAAAAAUCAGAAGAAUUGGAAGAGGCCAUAGAGGAAAAUAAUGAAAAAUCUAAGAAGGCUGGCCAUCAAUUUGGAGUUACGUGGAGGGCAAAAAACAAUGCUGAGAGAAUCUUUGCUCUAAUGCCAGAGAAAAACUCACAUUCCUACUGCACAGUGAUCCGAGGAAUGGUGAAGCACCGAGCUCUUGUGCAGGCAUUAAACUUGUACACUGAAUUACUAAACAACAGACUCCAUGCUGAUGUGUACACCUUCAAUGCAUUGAUUGAGGCAACAGCAUUGAGCAUGAAUGAGAAAUUGGAGGACAAAUGGAAUAAGAUACUGGAGCUGCUGAAAGAAAUGGCUGCCCAGAAGGUGAAACCAAAUCUACAGACAUUUAAUACCAUUCUGAAAUGCCUCCGAAGAUUUUAUUCAUUUGGAAGAUUGCCGGCCUUACAGACCUUUCGUGAAAUGAAAGCCAUCGGAAUAGAACCCUCACUUGCAACAUACCACUAUAUUAUUCAGCUGUUUUAUCAACAUGAAAACCCUUCAAAAGGAUCAUCCCUCAUAAUCUACGAUAUUAUGAAUGAAUUAAAAGGAAAGAAAUUUUCCCCGAAGGACCCAGAUGACGAUAUGUUUUUUCAGUCAGCCAUGAGAGUUUGCUCAGUUCUCAGAGAUCUAGAACUUGCUUACCAAGUACAUGGCCUUUUAAACACCGGAGACAACUGGAAAUUCAUUGGACCAGAUCACCGGCGUAAUUUCUAUUAUUCCAAGUUCUUGAGUUUGCUUUGUCUAAUGGAACAAAUUGAUGUCACUUUGAAGUGGUAUAAGGACCUGAUACCUUCAGUAUUCUUUCCCCAUUCCCAAACGUUGAUAGAUCUUCUCCAAGCACUGGAUGUGGCCAACCGGCUAGAAGUGAUUCCUCAGAUUUGGAAAGACAGUAAAGAAUAUGGUCACAGUUUUCGCAAUGCCCUGAAAGAAGAGAUUCUGAUGCUCAUGGCAAGGGAUCGGCACCCACCAGAGGUGGCGUUUGCUGACUGUGCUGCCGAUAUCAGAUCUACUUAUGAGAGCCAGGAUGCCAGACAGACUGCUCCCGAUUGGCCAGCCAACCCUCUGAACUAUAUAGCUGUCCUCUUUUUAAGGGGAGGGAGGACCCAGGAAGCCUGGAAAAUGUUGGGGCUUUUCAGGAAGCAUAAUAAGAUCCCUGGAAAUGAGUUGCUGGAUGAGUUUAUGGACAGUGCAAAAGCAUCCAACAACCCUGCCCAGGCCAUUGAGAUAGUGAAGCUGGCCAGUGCCUUCAGCUUGCCUGUCUGUGAAGGCCUCGCCCAGAGAGUGAUGGCUGACUUUGCAAUCAGCCAGGAACAAAAAGAAGCCCUGGGAGACCUAACUUCACUGACCAGUGACAGUGACAGCGACAGUGACAUCGGUGAAGGCAAAUGA
Molecule: messenger RNA, 2049 nt
Organism: Puma concolor (puma)
Lineage: Eukaryota; Metazoa; Chordata; Mammalia; Carnivora; Felidae
Source: RefSeq, a predicted model, not a curated record